Brassica oleracea var. oleracea is the source of this 1196-nucleotide messenger RNA. Its product is annotated as E3 ubiquitin-protein ligase At3g02290. The record is from RefSeq and is a predicted model, not a curated record. Gene Ontology annotation, biological process: ubiquitin-dependent protein catabolic process. Bases 213 to 1109 code for a protein of 298 amino acids. Gene Ontology annotation, molecular function: ubiquitin protein ligase activity. The transcript has 2 exons. Lineage: Eukaryota; Viridiplantae; Streptophyta; Magnoliopsida; Brassicales; Brassicaceae.
UGCUGCGUUGCAUGAUACUUGUUCAGGAGAUAAGACAUGGCAUGUCACACACUAGGACAUAUUCGUUGCUUAACAUAUUAGCUUUUACGGAAUCAAAAAUUAAGUGGAGAAAGAAUAACUCAAAGCAAGAAAAAGAAUAUAAACUUACAUUACCAUACAAAAAGCUUGUCCAUAUCCCUUAUCUGUAACAAGCAAGACCAUUCUUUCAAGCUAUGGACAACUCCAGAAAUGGCUAUUCACAUGCUCCAAAUCAAUCUAAUAGAUAUGACUUAGAUACAAGAUCAUCGGGUUGGCGAAGAAGGCCUGCUUUCUCUGUACAAAACCCUUGGUCCAGGACUGGUUCGAUAGUUAAUAGGCGAUUUCUCGAUGAUCCUCCUUCUGCUUACCCAUCAACUGUGUACUUACUCAUCAAUUCAUUAUCAUCUGAACCUAUUCUGCUUUUGAUUUUAUUUCCAAGUCUUUGCAUACUCUUCAAGAAUUUGAAAACCGAUGUUUUUGACAGAGAUUCAGUACCACCACCACCUACUACUACACAUCAGGUUCCAAUCCGAACCAGCAACAACGUGCGGAGGCAGCACCUAGAGGCACUAAGACAAGCCGUUCACAACCGACAUGAUAGUAGACCCGAGAGCAGCUCAAGAUCAGCAGCAGCAUCACAAGCCAAAGAAGAAGACAACGUUCUGAAAUAUCUAACAAAAGAGACAUACAACCCUGUCCCAAAAAGUCAGCUUCUCAGAAACCUCAGCUUAUACUACAAAAACAAGAACUCAGGCCUCGAAAGCUCGAGAAACCCUCAAGGUUACUCCGGAGGAGACGAGAAGAGAUGCUCAGUGUGUUUAGAAGACUUCGAGCCCAAGGAAACUGUGAUGCUCACUCCAUGCAAACAUAUGUUCCAUGAGGAAUGUAUAGUCCCAUGGUUGAAGAGCAAAGGUCAGUGUCCUGUCUGCAGAUUCAUCAUUCUCACGCCAACAAGACGAGAUCAUUCUCCAGGUAGUAGCCCUGAUAUCGCCGGAGACAUGACAGUGAACGAUCUCUUCACAUUACAGCUAAUCUCUAUGGUACAAGCAAUGGAGGAAACUUUCCUUUUUGGUUAUCAUCAUCGCCAUUGAAUCAUAACUUUGACAUCUCUAUCUUUGUUGUACCUUUAACUAACUCAAAUAAAUAAUACUCCAUCUAAAAAACAGCAAAUAAGGAUA